Molecule: messenger RNA, 2354 nt
Organism: Acipenser ruthenus (sterlet)
Lineage: Eukaryota; Metazoa; Chordata; Actinopteri; Acipenseriformes; Acipenseridae
Product: SLIT and NTRK-like protein 4
Exons: 2
Coding region: 1-2037 (678 amino acids)
Biological process (GO): regulation of presynapse assembly; positive regulation of synapse assembly; axonogenesis
Cellular component (GO): glutamatergic synapse; membrane
Molecular function (GO): protein binding
Source: RefSeq, a predicted model, not a curated record
AUGGUGCUCAUUCUUAAUGACAAUCUCAUUUCCAGCCUUCCAGACAACAUAUUUCGCUUUGCUUCUCUUACCCAUUUGGAUAUAAGGGGAAACAGGAUACAGAAGGUUCCUUAUAUCGGGGUUUUGGAACACAUUGGGAGGAUAGUGGAAUUGCAGCUUGCGGAUAAUCCUUGGAAUUGUACCUGUGAUUUGUUACCCCUCAAAGCUUGGUUGGAGAACAUGCCCUAUAAUAUUUAUAUAGGGGAGGCCAUUUGUGAAACACCCAGUGACUUGUAUGGGAGGCUGUUGAAAGAAACGAACAAACAAGAACUGUGCCCUAUGGGAACAGGGAGCGAUUUUGAUGUCCGCAUGCCUCCAUCACAGAUUGAAAGUGGACAUACCACAUCCAAUGUUGUACCAACUACAAUGCAACACCUCGUUACCAAAGCGCCAAAAACCACCAAUCUUUCAAAAAUAUCAGGAAUUGUUGCCGGCAAGGCACCUUUCAAUCAAAAUCUCAGUCAGAUUAUAUCUUAUCAGACCAGAAUCCCACCCCUAGCACCCUGCCCACUCCCGUGCACUUGCAAAGCCCACCCCUCCGACUUCGGGAUUAGUGUAAGCUGCCAGGAGCGCAAUAUUGAAGACCUUGGUGAGCUGGUGCCCAAACCUCCAAAUGCCAAGAAACUGCACCUCAGUGGCAACUAUGUGAAAGAUAUCAGUCCUACUGACUUCCUUGGCUUUGAAGGCUUAGAUCUGCUGCACCUGGGGAGCAAUCAAAUAGUGACUGUUCAAAAAGGAGUGUUUGCGAAUUUAACCAAUCUACGCAGACUGUAUAUGAAUGGCAAUCAGAUUGAGCAACUGUACCCUGAAAUGUUUCUUGGACUCACUAACCUCCAGUACUUGUACUUGGAAUACAAUGCCAUCAAGGAGGUUUUAACAGGGACAUUUGACUCCAUGCCAAAUCUACAGCUCUUGUAUCUGAACAAUAACGUGUUAAGUAGUCUCCCAUCUUAUAUCUUUGCUGGAGUUUCACUUGCCAGGCUGAACCUGAAGAACAAUCACUUCAUGUAUCUGCCUGUAAGUGGCGUUCUAGACCAGCUGCUCUCCCUCACACAGAUAGAUUUAGAAGGAAACCCCUGGGAUUGCACAUGUGAUUUAGUGGCUUUAAAACUGUGGCUCGAGAAACUGAAUGAGGGAAUUAUAGCCAAAGUAGUAAAGUGUGCGUCCCCAGUUCAGUUUUCUAACAUCGAGUUGAGGUUACUGAAAAAUGAAAUCUUAUGCCCAAAACUUUUAAUGAAGCCACCUUUCAUUCUAACUAGCCUCACUCCAACUAUUACAUCUACAUCACCAGCUGGGCUCAGUAAAGCUCCUCCCGGUGGGCCUGUGCCCUUGUCAAUAAUGAUUCUGAGCAUUUUAGUUGUGCUCAUUUUGACCGUGUUUGUUGCAUUCUGCCUUCUUGUUUUUGUCUUGAGGCGCAACAAAAAUCCCAAUGCAAGGCAUGAAGGCUUAGGGAACCAGGAAUGUGGCUCCAUGCAGCUUCACAUCAGAAAGCACGACCAGAAGACCAAUAAGAUCGAUGACCUUGGAGGAGAGACCUUCAUACCACAAACCAUAGACCACAUGAGCACAAGCCACACCUGCGGGUUACAUGAUUCAGAAUCAGGGUUUAAAUUUGCAGAUUCUCAGAGACAGAAAAUAAUUCUUCGGAAUUGUGCUGACAAGGACACAGACUCGUUUCAUGCAAUGGAUUCAAGGACGAGGCUCAGUACUAUUGAUGAAUUGGAGGAAUUUCUACCGGGAAGGGAUUCCAAUCUGUUUAUUCAGAACUUUUUGGAAAAUAAAAAGGAUUUUAACAGUAUAGGAGUCAGUGGGUUUGAAAUCCGCUACCCCGAAAAGACACAUGACAAAAAGUUGAAAAAAUCUUUAAUAGGUGGCAACCACAGUAAAAUCGUGGUGGAGCAACGGAAGAGUGAAUAUAUGGAAUUGAAAGCAAAACUUCAAGGUACUCCAGACUAUCUUCAAGUGCUCGAAGAACAGACAGCUUUGAACAAAAUCUAGGUCACCCAAUCCUUCAGCAAACACUUCUUUAAUGACAAAAGUGCCUUUUGUUGACUUUAAAAUUCAAGAAAGCAAGCGAUCAUUAGAAAACCAGACAGGUGCUCCCAAGAGCAACUCAAAUCACAGUCACGUUAUUUGCUAAAAAUAAUUGGCUUUUUUACAAGUAAAAUCUUUUUUUUCUCAUAUGGAGACCAUGCAUUUGUCAAAGGGAUGUGAUUUUACACAUGAAACUUUUAAAAGGCACCUUCAAGGGUACUUUGCUGCUAUUAAAGUCAGUACAAUAGUAUAUCUAUCUAUCUAUAUCUAUCUAUCUAUGU